UCAACGUUUCACCGCAGCUCCUUGUCAGCCCACAAACCUGACCGUUCAGGUGGACUGUGGGACCAACAAUGGAAACUUCUCCUGGGCAGAGAGCAGCGGAGCAGGUACCUACGUGGUUGAGAUUACCGGGGAGCACGGCCACGUCGCAUCCUGCUCCUCCAGUGGCACCUCCUGCGCAGUGAAGCUGCACUGCGGCCACUCGUACUCUGCAACGCUGGUGGCCUCCACAGAGAGCUGCAACAGCACCGAGCACGCUGACAUUCACUUCGAUUCUGCCCCCUGCCUGCCAGACGAUGUCAUGGCUGAGUUGGACUGUGACACCAACACGAUGAGCGUGAACUGGACUCAGACCACCGGUUCUGAUGAGUACAUGGCCUGGGCCAUCAGCACGGACGGACACCGAGCCUCCUGUAACUCAACAUCCAACCACUGCUCCAUCCACGGUCUCAGGUGCGGCAGGAUCUACGAGGUGGCCGUCACCUCCUCCUCCAUCGACUGUGACGUCAUCGCCGGCUCAGACUACAAGGUUCAGUCCGCUCCUUGCAAAGCGGAGAACGCCACCGCCGAGCUGAACUGCAGCUCCAACGUGAUGAUGGUGAAGUGGCAGGAAGGCAGCACGGCGCAGAACUACACCGUUAGAGCCGCCUCGGCCUCGGGCGUGAACUCCACCUGUGACGCCACGGGGAGCGGCUGCUCCUUCCUGGACCUGAGCUGCGGUCAGCUCUACACCUUCUCUGUGACCGGAUACACCAACGUGUGCGUGAGCGACAUGAGCCACGUCGUGGAGACGCACACCGCUCCAUGUCCUCCCAUUAGCGUAUCAGCCGACCUGAACUGCACGACGCGUAAAGCUCUGAUCGGUUGGACCAAAGCCUCUGCCGCCGUGGUCACGGCCUACAGCGCUCUGGCCACCUCCUCUGCUGGACACAACGCAUCCUGCAGUGACAUGGGCACAUCCUGUGACCUGGACCAGCUGGUCUGCGGACAGCGGUACUCCGUCGUUGUGCAGGCGAUCCAUGCAGGCUGUCCAGGACCUGCCAGUGCUCCUGUAACGUUCUCUACAGAGCCCUGUGUCCCGAUGAACGUCUCUGUUGAGUACAAUGUGAGUGUUGCUCGGGUGAUGUGGAGCCCAGCUGAAGGCGCCGCCUCAUACUCGGUUCGGGCCGUGGCAAACAGCGGAUCAGUGGUCGCCUGUACCACCAAUACCACUAGCUGCUUCCUCCGUGGCCUCCUGUGCAGCCAAGUUUACAACAUAGCGGUAACGGCAAUGAACCAGGCCUGUGGCGAUGUGGUCUCUGACAUAUCCCCCCUCAAGACAGCCCCCUGCCCUCCCACAAACAUUCAAACCAGCCUAUCCUGUGAUCAGCUCGCUGCGACUGUGUCCUGGCAGCAGAGUGGCCUCGCUGUGGGCUACGUCGCCUACUUUGACAACCAAAGCGGACACUACGCCUCCUGCACUGGCACUGACACAGAGACGAGCUGCGCGGUCCGUGGGCUGGCGUGUGGCUCCAUCUACAGAGUUUGGGUCAAGGCCUUGGGAGAGCAGUACAACAGCACAGACAGCUCUGUGGUUUCACUGACAUCAGUACCCUGCCCGCCACACAGUAUUGAAGCCUCUAUGGACUGUCAGGUCCGCUCCACUGCCACUGCGUCCUGGCAGCCCGGUGCUGGAGCUGUGUCCUAUGCUGCCGUGCUGACAUCUCCAUCAGGCCACGUCACCAGCUGCUCCACCAACGCCACCAGCUGCCAGCUGAGCGCCCUGGAUUGUGAUGAAGAGUACAACGUCACCGUAAAGGCUCUUGGAGAGGCAUGUAACAGCACGGCUCACAUGGCAGGACACCUCAUCACAGGUAGAGAGCGUUGGGCAUUCACGGUUCCCCAAAGAAGUCCAUCAGAUUAG
Messenger RNA from Fundulus heteroclitus (mummichog), 1900 nucleotides. Its product is annotated as fibronectin type III domain-containing protein 7-like. Gene Ontology annotation, molecular function: protein binding. NCBI's taxonomy places the organism in Eukaryota, Metazoa, Chordata, Actinopteri, Cyprinodontiformes, Fundulidae. The record is from RefSeq and is a predicted model, not a curated record. The transcript has 7 exons. The coding region runs from base 299 to 1900 and encodes 533 amino acids.